UCUGCGCUGUCCCACAGUGCUUUGCGGCAGCUGCAGAGUGUCUAGUCAUUCCGCCUCGCGCUGAUUUAACUCUCUAAAACCAAACAAAAAACUUUAAAUUAAAACAUUUUUAUCAGUAUUUUUCUCUCUGUCCGUCUCUGAGACCAUGAAGGAGACCGCGGCCAAGCGGCGGGGGGACAGAGGCCGGGACCGGGACUCGAAGGCGGAGAAGCCGAAGGAGCCGUCGGGCCCGGAGCCGCAGGACGUGGAGAUGCCGGAGGAGGAGGCGGCUAACGCGGCCAAACCCGCCCGAGAGCUGGACAGCCUCACCCUGGACGACAUUAAGGAGCACGUGAAGCAGAUAGAGAAGGCGGUGUCGGGGAAGGAGCCUCGGUUCGUGCUGCGCGCUCUGCGGGCGUUGCCGUCCACCAGCCGUCGCCUCAACACCAACGUGCUGCACAAAGCCGUCCACGGUUUCUUCACCAACAAUGCCGCCACCAGAGACUUCCUGCUGAGCUUCCUGGAGGAGCCGAUGGAGAUGGCGGAGGGAGACGUCCAGUUUCGUCCGAGGACCGGGAAAUCGGCGUCGGCUCCUCUGCUGCCGGAGGUGGAGGCUUACCUGCAGCUGCUGCUGGUGGUUCACCUGACCAACAACAAGAGAUACACCGAGGCUCAGAAAGUGUCCGACGACCUGCUGCAGAAGAUCGGUUCCAAGAACCGCCGAGCGCUCGAUCUGGUCGCUGCCAAGUGUUACUAUUACCACGCCAGAGUGUACGAGUUCCUCAACCAGUUCGACUCCAUGCGCAGUUUCCUCCACACUCGUCUGCGUACGGCGACGCUGCGUCACGACGCCGACGGUCAGGCCGUUCUCCUGAACCUGCUGCUGAGGAACUACCUGCACUUCAACCUGUACGACCAGGCCGAGAAGCUCGUGUCCAAGUCCGUGUUCCCCGAGCUCGCCAACAACAACGAGUGGGCCCGCUACCUGUACUACACAGGUGAGACCUCUACCUGUACCACACAGGUGAGACCGCUACCUGUACUGAACAGGUGAGACCGCU
Molecule: messenger RNA, 1040 nt
Organism: Plectropomus leopardus (leopard coralgrouper)
Lineage: Eukaryota; Metazoa; Chordata; Actinopteri; Perciformes; Serranidae
Source: RefSeq, a predicted model, not a curated record